Pyricularia oryzae 70-15 is the source of this 2200-nucleotide messenger RNA. Its product is annotated as sphingosine N-acyltransferase lac1. The record is from RefSeq and is a predicted model, not a curated record. Bases 370 to 1677 code for a protein of 435 amino acids. The transcript is spliced from 3 exons. Gene Ontology annotation, molecular function: sphingosine N-acyltransferase activity. NCBI's taxonomy places the organism in Eukaryota, Fungi, Ascomycota, Sordariomycetes, Magnaporthales, Pyriculariaceae. Gene Ontology annotation, biological process: ceramide biosynthetic process. Gene Ontology annotation, cellular component: membrane.
CACGGGCGCGCCGGACACCGACUUACGCUUCUAUACGCAAUUUUCCGUAUUCACUCAACUGUUGGCUUUCAAUCUGGUCUUUCUGGAAGACAACACAUCGAAAACUAUAAAAUGCGAACCAAAGCCGUUUGAAAUACAAUCGUAUGCUGCUGCAACUCAACUCCGCCUGCUUGAACUAGUGGCACACAUCAGUCAAUCAAUCCAAUCGCCUGUCUGACGACAUAGCCUACCUUACCCGAAGGAGGUCAAGGUUUCGUCGCAACUCGACGCAUCCCGGCCCCCCGAGGAAGAAGCUGGAACUCUAGAGCAAACCAUCGGAGUACAAACGUCACCGCCACCCUUAAAGGCUGCUCUGGGUUCGCUCUCAUCAUGGCGACUUCGGAGCCGUUUCCACUCCUGAGCACCUCCGCCGAUCAGCUUCACAACGCUGCCGACCGUGUGUCCGCCUCUGCUGUCCGGAGGCGGAGACAAUCUAGCGGCCUGGGUUCCGAGUUGCGCGUGGGCGAUACGGGAGCCCCCGGCCUGGCUACAAGCAUCGCCAACAUGGGCCAGAACAAAGAUGCUACCAAGCGUGCCCCUCGCAGGCGCAAGGCUUACUUCCGCAGGUUCAAGCAAUUCGCCACCAAGCACACCUGCGUACUGCCUCUUGUCCUCCUCUUCAUCUUCCUCGUGCUUUACGCCAUCAACCCGACCGAGUCAAAUCCCAUCAGCCGCUUCAUCUUUCUUUCUUACGAACUACCCCCUGAUGCACCGGGCAAGCCCCCACAGUAUGGAAAAGGUCGCUGGGAUAUCGCUUUCGUCACCUUCUACACCGUUGUUCUUUCCUUCACGCGUGAGUUCAUCAUGCAGGAGCUUUUGCGGCCUCUUUCACGUUAUGCCGGUGUCAAGAGCCGCGGGAAGCAAGCCCGCUUCAUGGAGCAGGCCUACACCGCAAUCUACUUUGCCAUCCUCGGCCCCGCUGGCAUGUAUGUUAUGAGCCGCACCCCGGUUUGGUACUUCAACACUCACGGCAUGUACGAGAACUUCCCGCACAAGACCCAUGAGGCCUGCUUCAAGUUCUAUUACCUCUUCCAGGCCGCCUACUGGGCCCAGCAAGCUAUCGUCCUCGUCCUCGGCAUGGAGAAGCCUCGGAAGGACUUUAAGGAGCUUAUUGCCCAUCACAUUGUGUCACUGGCCCUCAUUGCUCUGAGCUACCGCUUUCACUUUACCUACAUCGGCCUUGCCGUCUACGUCACCCACGACAUUAGCGAUUUCUUCCUCGCUACGGCCAAGUUGAUGAACUACAUCGACCACGCCCUUACGGGACCCUACUUUGCCUUUUUCAUGGGCGUCUGGAUCUAUCUCCGUCACUUCAUCAACCUGCGAAUCAUCUGGAGUUUGCUCACCGAGUUCCAGACUGUCGGCCCCUUUGAGCUGAACUGGGAAACCCAACAGUACAAGUGCCGCCUGUCGCAGGUCAUCACGCUGGGCCUGUUGUCCUCGCUCCAGGCUCUGAACCUCUUUUGGCUCUUCUUCAUUGUCCGUAUCGCCUACCGCUUCGUCUUCAACGACAACCUCAGAGAUGACCGGUCCGAUGUCGAGACUGAAGCUGAGGACUCGACUGAACCCGCUGCUACCACCGCCACUGCCAACGGAGCGUCGGUGGCGAACGGCUCGGCCAUCAAGAAGAGGAAGUAGGCGACGUAGGGGCUCGACGUUCUCCCCCGCCCAUGUCGCCACGGGUGCUACGGGCGCUAUACGCCCGAAUUCAUCACCUUGUUUUGGAUAAGACUCGACCCGGACGGUAAAUAAAAGAAGCGCUCGUGUACGAGCUGCUCCCACGUGAUGAGCAUAACCCCUGCAUGCUUUGGGUACAGGAGUAUUAUAGACGCAGAGGCCAGGAGACGCCAGGCAGGAAGACGCUGCCACAUAUCGGUGUUAAUCUCAGGCUCCGUAUAAGGGGCCAUGAUUACAUUUAUGUGACUUGACAUUGUAUGUCCAGUCGCCAGGAUGCAUGAUAAUGAAGGGGUACGGCUUUUGUUUUUCUUCUUGUAAAUAUGUUAAGCAUAGCUAGUCACCUGUUUAAUAAGCUAGGGGUAGCAGUAUAGGUUGCGAUUAUUGGAUCUCCAUUUCUCAUACUUGCGUACCCCAUUCAGCGGUCAAACAGUCUUGCAGACUGAUGUAGUUCAAUCCUUCAACAAAAUCAUAUUGAUCAAGGUUC